AGCAGGCUGGCGGGGCGCCGGGCCGGGCGGGAGGCGUGGUGAGCCGGGGAAGGAGCCAGUUUCCUGCUUCCCCGCUCGCAGCCGGGCGGCGGCAGGCGCUCCUCGCCCCCCCAUCCAUCUAUCCAUCCAGCCGUCCACCCACCCAUCCAUCCAUCUCUCCAUCCACACGCACACCCCCCGCCCGCCCGCCCGCCGCCCUCCAUGGGCCGGCGCUGCCGGCGCUGAGCGCCGGGAGGCAGCGCCCGGCUGCCGCGAUGAGCGGCGGGGAGGUGGUGUGCUCGGGCUGGCUCCGAAAGUCACCGCCGGAGAAGAAGUUACGGAGAUACGCAUGGAAGAAACGCUGGUUCGUCCUGCGCAGCGGUCGGAUGAGUGGCGACCCCGACGUCCUGGAGUACUACAAAAAUGACCACUCCAAGAAACCUUUGCGUGUGAUCAACCUCAAUUUCUGCGAGCAAGUGGAUGCGGGCCUGACCUUCAACAAAAAGGAGCUGCAAGACAGCUACAUCUUCGACAUCAAGACCAGUGACAGGACCUUCUACCUGGUGGCCGAGACAGAGGACGACAUGAACAAGUGGGUUCGCAGCAUCUGCCAGAUCUGCGGUUUCAACCAGUCCGAGGAGAACACAGAUACCCUGAGGACCAUCGCCUCCAUGAACCAUGCGCCACGGUCCUCCCCAGCAGAGCUCAGCGGUGCCAGCCAUCACCUGCUGCGAGAGCGCAAGUCCUCAGCGCCGUCCCACUCCAGCCAGCCUACCUUGUUCACCUUUGACUCGCCUGCCAGCCACCUCCAGAGCACCCUGUCCGCCAGCGCCCCUCAAGACUACCUUUUCCUCCACCAGUGUAUGAGCAGAAAGUCAGAAACCGCAAGGAGUGCCAGCUUCUCCCAAGCCACAAGGUCCGCCUUCUUCAUGCGGAGUGAUACAGCGGUCCAGAAGCUCUCACAGGGCAACGGGCACUGCGUGAACGGGGUCAGUGGGCAGCUCCAUGGCUUUUACAGCCUGCCAAAACCCAGCCGGCACAACUCAGAUUUCAGGGACAGUGCAUAUGACCUCCCACGCACCUUUGGUUCCUACACUCACCCCAAGUCGAGCUUCACCAGCUCUGAAACGGAUAACGAGGAGGUCUACACCUACAAGACUCCCAACAACACUCUAUGCAAGGAGUUUGGCGAGCUCUCCACGGACUCCUAUGACAUCCCUGCCACCCCACUGUCCAUCUACCAGAUCCCCAGGACAUUUACAUUGGACAAGAACCACAAUGCUCUGGCCGUGGCUGCCAGCGACUCGCCUGCCGCACCACCCCCACGGCCCCCCAAACCCGGGCAAACAGAGCCACAGUGGGGCAGCCCACCCCAGCGGCCCCAGCCCAGUGAAAGCUUAGGGCUGGCCCCCAUGGCAGCCACCAUUCCCCGCAGAAACACACUGCCAGCAGUGGAGAACAGCAGGCUGCACCGAGCUUCUUCUUGUGAGACGUAUGAAUACCCCCCGCAUGGAGGCAGCAGUGCUGUGCAGUCAGUCGAGUCGAUGAACGAUGGGUACAACUCCUACCUGCAAGCCAAGGCAGCAGUGGCCCGCUCCCACAGCACUGACUCCGAGGACAACUACGUCCCCAUGAACCCCGGUUCCUCGCCCCUGAUCCACACUGAGAAAGCCAACGACAAUGCCCAAAAUCUCUACAUCCCUAUGAGCCCCGGGCCGCAUCACUUUGACCUGGUGGGGUUGUCCUCAGCCACCCUCCCCGUGCAUAAAGGAGGAGCCAUGGCACAGUGCCACAGACGGUUGAGUGAAAUCCAACCCCCACCAGUCAACCGCAACCUCAAACCCGACCGGAAAGCAAAGCCAUCGCCACUGGACCUGAGGAACAACACUGUCAUCGAUGAGCUUCCCUUCAAAUCGCCAGUCACAAAAUCCUGGUCCAGGCCAACCCAGAGCUUCAACGCCGGCUCUUUGCAAUAUUGUCGCCCUGUCUCCUCCCAGAGCAUCACCAGCACUGACUCGGGAGACAGCGAGGAGAACUACGUGGCAAUGCAAAACCCCAUUUCUGCUUCUCCUGUUCCUAGUGGCACCAACAGCCCAGCACCUAAAAAGAGUUCGGGGAGUGUGGAUUAUCUGGCCCUGGACUUCCAGCCAAGCUCACCAGGGCCACACAGAAAGCCCUCCACCUCGUCGGUCGCCUCGGAUGAGAAGGUUGAUUACGUGCAAGUGGACAAGGAGAAGACACAAGCGCUGCAGAGCACCAUGCAGGAGUGGACCGACGUGCGGCAGUCCUCAGAGCCCACCAAGAGCAUGAAGCAGUAGCAUCUGGGGCAGGCAGUGAAACAAGCAAAUGUCCCGGCAGUUUUCCCCAUCUGGGGCCCCACCGGGCUGCCAGCUCCACUUGGGCUGGGUUUCUAAGACUUGUCUGCAGAGGGGAGGGGAUCUUCAUUAUUUUUUCCUUUUAAGACAAAAAGAAACUUAAUUUCAGGGGAAGAUUUGGCAGAUACUGUUUGCCAGUGAUAAAGCCCAACUAUGUUCGGUGGCUAGGUUUGUGCUUUAGCUGCUGGAUGCGCUAUCCAGGAACUUUGACUUAGCAAUACCAGGUUUCACCCUACACAUCUUUUGCUUACAGCUGUUAAAGCCACCUUGUAUGUGGUAACACUGCAUCAUCUCUCCCCGUCUUCUUCCAUACCAUACCCCCAAACCAUGCCAUGCAGGUUUGCAGCAUCUCUCAUAGGACGUCAUUCCCCAGCUCCGAUUCCUCAUUCUUUAUGGUUGCUCUCCUCUCUGCCUCCUCCCAAACCCAAAACUGAGCAAGCACCAUUCCUUUUGAAAUCAUUUUCAUUGUCCCAUAUCUUGUAAAUAAUAUGUUCAAAACCUUUGAGGACUAUUCUCCUCCUGGCAGGACAGCCCCCAUUUUUUAGUUGUGGUUGUUAACCUUCAGGAGCUUGAAGAGCAUCCAGACUGUCCCAUUGACCUGACUUGGAAGCCCAGGACUUGCCCUAUCAUACACACACAUAUAUGCCUGCACAUGCUCACACACAUGCACGCAUGCAUCAAACAGCAAGGUUUGUUGGGACAUCUUCUGCUGUUGGUGCUCUCCAGCAUCUCUCAAAGUCAAUGGACUGGAGAGAUUGGCUUUGGAUGACAGAAUUUAAGCCCUAACCCACCGCCUAUUUGAAACCAAUUGCCUGUGAAUCUGGCCCAGAACCAAAAUCUGCCCUUUGUGGCACCAAAAGAAGCCCAUAGAGUGAGAGUCGUACAUCCGUGGCCUCUGUGGUUGAGUACGAGGAGCACAGGGAGGCUCUGGAAACCCUGUAUAUCUGGACUGGCACAAGAAUGAGUGACAGGGGGGAGUGGGAGGCUGUUGCAAGGAUGAGAAGGUAGAUGCUGUACUGCAGAGGUUGGUCUUGGGCAAGGAGGUCUGGUGGGGUGUAUCUUGGAGACAGGAAUAGAGUAAUUGAAAUGUUGGCUGAUGGUGAGGCCUUAGACUUGGGAAGAAGCUGGUCAGGAGAGACAGGGCAAGGUGUUUCAAUUUUAGUUUUAAUGUAGCACUAUGGUUGGUUUGUGGCGGGGGCCACAUCUUCACAUCUUCCACAAUGUUUCUUCAACACAGAAAUGGGACUUGUUGACGUUAAUGACCCUAGGCUCUAAUUAUGGAUGUGAAUCUGCUGUUGCCCCUUGCCAGCAUCCUUGACACAUCCAGGCUUCGAUAUUGAGGCUGGACUAGAUAUUUUCUCCCCAUUUUCAGCAAUGUUUCUUCAACACAGAAAUGGGACUUGUUGACGUUAAUGACCCUAGGCUCUAAUUAUGGAUGCGAAUCUGCUGUUGCCCCUUGCCAGCAUCCUUGACACGUCCAGGCUUUGGGAUUGCUCCCCAGGCAGCUGCCAGGCGCAGAGAGCUGAGAAGGAAGAGACAGUUUAUUGCAGAGAUAAUAAUUCAUGAUCUCAUGAAAACAGGAAGGACUAAUGAUUGCCAUGGAGCAGCCUGAUUGCCAGACAGCAAGCAUUGACAUGGAUAAACAGGCCAACCGCAAACCGAAAGCCAAACAAAGGAGACAUUAGAAAGAUUAGGUAAUAAUAUUUAUUAAACAGCUGGAGCUAUUCUUUCUGCAAGCUGAACCCCUCCCAACGCCAUGGGCUCUACAUUCCACCAACACCACCAAGUUGUAUUGAUUAUUGAUGCUUAAGUGUUAACACAUUUGUUUAAGCUUGGCCUGAGUUUGGAAAGGGCCAGACGUCACCCACACAGGGAUAGGAUAACAGUCCCUUAAGGGCUGUGUGCUGGUAAAAUAAGUCUUGAACACCAGUUUACAUUUUCUUCUCACAUUCCAUGAAAGGAAAGGAUAUUAAUGGAAAAGCUCUGACAAAGCUUUAAAGACAUUGAAGUGUUGGCCUUUUACAGAAAUAAUGAAGCAAAUAUUCUAAUGCUUAUGGUAAAAAUAAUAAUCAUCUAGUACAGAAAAAAAAAAAGACCCAAAGGGGAAGACUUAGCACAGCCAGAUGCUUUCUGAUGGUCGAGGAGUGUGUUACAGCCUGCAAGGGCCUUUGCCUCUCAUUGGGGGCUUGCACGCUUGCAUGGUGAGAUAAUGAAAUGAAGACCAGAGUGCAGUGCUUCGUAUUUCUAUAGACCCUUUCAUCACUGCAUCUCAGGGGAGACUAAUCAUUGGGCCUGAUCCAGAGCCCACUGAAGUGUGCGUUCACCCGGCUGGGAACGAACUCCCCAUCCCCACUAAAAAGCGAAUGUAACUCAGGUGGGAAGCUGUUUUUUUCCUAUUUCAUCCUCUAAACUGCUAGGUGGACACAAAGGAAGAUGAGAAAAUGGCCCCUCCAAACUAAGUAGCAGCCUGUAGACUCUAUGAAUUGCCAUAUAGACAUGACUAUAUCAACCCCUCCUGAAAGCCGUUAAGUAAUCAAUGGCUGCAGUGGAAACAGUCAUUCCUGAUAGCUGCCGAGCUGAUUACAGCAGUCCCUGAUGAUUAAUGUUUGUGCAGUAUUUAGUCUUAAACCAUAUUGAAAAGCAGCUGGUUUAAUUACACGGACUGCCAAGAACUUUGUCCUGAAGGCAUUGAGUUUAUCACAUCCACUCUAUACUUGGAUGCUCAAGUAUGACUGACUCUUUUGUUAGAUAUAGGUAUUUUAGGAAGCUGAGAACAUUGCAAAUGAUUCAUUUUAAUUGCAAUUAAAAUGGCUUGAGUCUUCACGUCAGAGCCUGCUCUUCAGCUCUGUGGUCCCAUUUAAGAAAAGGGAUGUGCCUGCAUGUGUGUGUGCUCAUGGAGAAGGGUUGUCUGUGGAACAAGCAUUAUGACCUCAAUAUUUAGUUUUAUGAAGUACUAGGAUCAUGGCUCAAAGCUCUCCCCAAGCUUUAAAAUCACUAAGCUGGUGGUUUUAAAAAGCAGAAGUCUCCAAAGGUAUGAAUCCCUUGCUGUAAGUGUGUGACUGCUGCUUACGUUUCCUCUGGCUGGUGAGAUGUGUGAGCUGCCUUGGAGCUGAUUUCCUCUGAACUUACAUUUGAGUCUUUGGUGGGAAAUACAUUUCCAGCUCUAAAUGGAUGCCAGGCUUAGGCUUAGUUUCAAGUCAGGGAAGAAAAAACAGGUGUGAGUGCAGAUUGUGCCAGGGCAAAGCUGAGUGUCUGGCAGACAGGGCCAAAUCCAGAGCCAGAACCAAAAGGUAGCUAAGGCUUGGGUUGACUGGGGCUAACUGAGAUGGAUUUGGACACAGGGCCACCACCCACUGGCAAGGAGUAUAUAUGUUGGGGAACCUGGGGUUGGGAGAAGUGAAGCAGGAGCAUUUGCCAGCAAGAUUUGAGUCUUGGUCCUCACUAUGUCCUCCUUUUGCAUGAGUCUCAAGUCAGAUCUACAGAGAAGAUUUUGGGUUGUGGAGAGGAGUUUUUCUUUGUGAAGGCCAUGUACUGGAGGGACCCACCACUCUUGGGACUUACUCAGAUGACCUCGAGGGGGUCACCCUGCCCAACAACAUGAUUCCUCAGCACUCUGGCUUUCAGGGAACCCAGGCCAUGUGACCAGUUCUGAUCUGGGCAGGAGAAGCCCUACCAGAACGGUGGUGGGGAUCUGGCCAUGCGGGGGGACACCUUGCUCUGGGGCUCCCUUGGGCUGAUCAUGGGGCAGCAAUGCCACAGCCUCACAGGGUGUCACAAGAGGUUGUGCCAUCUCCGUCCUUGGAGCUUUGCAGCACCAGACUAGAUCAAGCCCUAAGCAAGGUCAGACCCCAUGGCUGACCCUGCUUGGAGCAGGGACUGGGAUUAGAGACAUCUCUCCCCUCCUGAUUUACCAUGAGACCCUGUGCUGCUGGGGCUGAGUGGGGACUCCUCCAUGUGAAGGAAGGGGCCAAAGGCAGUACCUAGAGUCCUAUAGCAUCCCAAACAGGACCAGGGCCUCUUCUUCAGCUAUGAAGCCACGUGGCAAGGCACAGCUCACCCCUAAGGGCAUACCCCCAAGCAAGGUGGCCUAAUCCAUACUGGGGCCAUCCCUUGCCCCUGGGAGAGGGGUGGCUGGCACAGGCCAUGUCAUCCAGGACACAGACACAGUCCAAGCAACUGCGGGACAGCUUGAACCUCUAAAUUUGUUAGGAUAGACAUUGACCCAGGGCUCUCUGGAGCCCCAUGUGAGCCUCUGCACUCUGCAGUCCCAGUCCCUUGAGCAUAUCAGGAAGAGUUGUCUCCUUCUGGCCACCCAUUGACCAUACCCAGCUUGUAUGUGGUGGUGGGCUUCAGUAGGAAGAUGUUUAGGUAGCUCCCAGGUCCUGUCUGAUCUUCCUGGCCUGGAAGAGGAAUAAGGGGAUGGUUUCUUCAAGUCACGCUUGCAUUUUGUCAUUGUAUUCUCACCCGGUGAUGUUGCUAUUCCAUGUAAAAGUUGACAGCUGCACUGUAAUUCCCAUUCUGUAUUGGAGGGCUGUUAUCUGGAUGAGACAGGUACAGCGGGGCUGUGCCUAUGGAGAAGCUCCAGUUGUAACAGGAAGGGCGAAGAGCAGAGCCUAAUCCCAACCCCAGCCAGGGACUGAGCCAGAGGACGUGCAUAGCCAUCAAAAAGCCAUCAAUAAAAUCAGAGGGACCAGUCCAGCAUCAAACCACAAGACCCAACAAAGCAGUUUAGGGCCCCUGAUGAGUCUGCGUGCCUCUCUUCUCUGCCCAGAAAGCACUACCUGCCCACGUGUACGCAAAGAUCUUGCAACUGUUAAUGAGGCUUUUGCAGGUAGACUUGUGCACCUUUUGGUCAUGAUUUCUCCUUAGCCUGGAGCAGUUCAUCCCUCCAUCAGCUUGUCCUUGGUGUCUGAUCCUUGUAGUCGUAAUUUUAUCUCCUUGUUUUCAACUCUUAGAGCUGUACUGUUAAUCAGUGGCUGCUCUCUCAAAAAGUUGAUAUGUAGCAGGGUCUGACCAAACAGCUCUCCCCUUGCCAAGCCACAGCCACUUUAUCCUGGCACAUGGUGUCCAAAUUUCAACACUGGCCAGUAACAUCUUGAGCAGCAGCUGGACCACAUGGCUCUAUCUCUUGAGCUAAAAGAGCUUCUCAGUGGACUUGCUUCCAAUCAGCAGACUCUUAAUUUUCAGUGCAGACCAUUGCUAACAUAUAAUGUGUGCAUUUGUAGGCCAGUGGGUUGACUAUAUGGGAGGGGUUUGCCCCAAGACCAGGAGAUAAGAAGCCGUCAUUUUUCUUGUCGUUCUUUGGGUGACACGAGAUUUUAUCUUCAGGUGGGACAAGGGGUUCAUCUGAACUCUCUGUAUCCCGCUUUCUUUCCGGCUUGUGAAAUGAAGAUUUUUAGUACUUGUUUCUCAACCCCACAGACGUGGCAUGAGGUAGAAUGAAUUUACAUCGAAUAAUGCAAAGAGCUCUUUUGAGUCUGCAUGCAACAGCUGGGCAGUGUGCAGUGCUACCCCAUUGCCAUGCCCAGCAUUACACACAACACUGCACAUCCCUCUCUGCAAAACUCAUGAAAAAACCCUCGUUCGUAAUUACCAAGGUGGAAAAAUCUUGGCAGGUUUUUCUCCUGAGCGAGGGGGCGGGGGGAAAAGCCAUUUGCACAGUUUCAGCAUUCAGCUGCCACAUUGACCCUGAAAACACCACCUUUUGUUUGAGAGCUCUUUGGACGUGGUGGCUGACCCCCACGUGGUGGGGGUAGGGAGCAGGACCCUGGGCUCCAUGGGGAGCCCACCAAUGAAUCCCAUAGGGUUAGGACCAAACCUUUAGAGUAGUUAUGUCCCACUCAACCCAGCCCUUGGCGAAGUCAAUGGGUCCCCGUUGACUUUGGGCAUCAUUGAGUGGGAACAGACCUGGCCAAAUUAGGGUAGUUUUCUCCAUUUAUUUCUUAACCUGCUGCGAGGUGGGGGUCAGGGCCCUGGCUUUGAAGCCAUUGCGUCGGCAGCCAAUUCGCAGGGAUGUUUUGUGUGUUUCAAAGCCUAUGACUGUUCCUAAAAAGGAGUAUUUUUAAUUUUUUUUCCCAUUUGUAGAAGGAAGGACAAGAGUAAUCUGUGGCAAACUGUACAGUACGUGUCUUCUUGUGGUGUCACUGUUUGAAUGGUUAUUAAGUUUUCAAAUCACUGUGGACAGCUAAUCACUUAAGUUAUUAAUUUAUUCUUUGGGGUUUGUUGGGGUUUUUUUUAAGUAAUUUGAAGCAAUUAUUUAUCCUGUAAAUCAGUCUUGAGUGAAGCCUAGAUAAUACUUUUUUUGCUGUUAAUAAACAUGGUACAUGCCUGA
Molecule: messenger RNA, 8685 nt
Organism: Phalacrocorax carbo (great cormorant)
Lineage: Eukaryota; Metazoa; Chordata; Aves; Suliformes; Phalacrocoracidae
Source: RefSeq, a predicted model, not a curated record